Molecule: messenger RNA, 1453 nt
Organism: Pomacea canaliculata
Lineage: Eukaryota; Metazoa; Mollusca; Gastropoda; Architaenioglossa; Ampullariidae
Product: transaldolase-like
Exons: 9
Coding region: 98-1084 (328 amino acids)
Biological process (GO): pentose-phosphate shunt, non-oxidative branch; carbohydrate metabolic process; pentose-phosphate shunt
Cellular component (GO): cytoplasm; intracellular anatomical structure
Molecular function (GO): transaldolase activity
Source: RefSeq, a predicted model, not a curated record
CUCCUCUCCACACGCAUGCGCGAGCUGCACCGGAUGUAGCCGUCUAAAGCACGCUUUACGAGAAAGUGCUAACAGGAGUUCUCAAAAUCUGCCGAAAAUGUCUGAAGCAAAGAAAAAGGCCACGUCUGUACUUGAUCAACUCAAAAAUGUGACUACGGUCGUUGCUGAUACUGGGGAUUUUGAAGCAAUGAAAAAGUACAAGCCUACAGAUGCAACAACAAACCCAUCUCUCAUUUUUGCUGCAUCCAGCAUGCCAGCUUACCAAAGUCUUAUUGAUGAUGCUGUGCAGUGGGCCCAAGAACAGGGAGGUACUGAUGAAGAACAGUUAACCAGUGCCAUGGAUAAAGUCUGCAUCAACUUUGGCAAGAAAAUCCUCGACAUCAUUCCUGGAAGAGUGUCCACAGAAGUUGAUGCACGAUUGUCAUUUGACAAGGAAGGAAUGAUUGAGAAGGCUAAAAAGCUCAUUGAGCUGUACAAGGCUGAGGGAAUCAAAAAGGAUCGCAUUCUCAUCAAGCUGUCGUCAACAUGGGAGGGCAUCCAAGCAGCCAGAGAGCUUGAGUCCAAGUAUGGUAUUCACUGCAACAUGACACUGCUCUUCAAUUUUUAUCAGGCAGUGGCAUGUGCAGAUGCAGGCGUGACUCUCAUCUCACCAUUUGUGGGUCGCAUUCUUGAUUGGCACGUCAAGAACACUGAUAAGAAGUCCUUCGAGCCAUUAGAAGAUCCAGGUGUUCGCAGUGUGACCCAGAUCUAUAACUACUACAAAAAGUUUAAUUACAAAACUGUAGUUAUGGGUGCUUCAUUCCGGAACACCGGACAGAUUACAGGCCUUGCUGGGUGUGACUUACUGACCAUUUCACCCGCUCUUUUGGAGCAACUUUCCCAGUCUACAGAUUCUCUGGAAGUACAGCUAGACAAGAAGAGAGCUCUAGAAAGUGAUCUGGAAAAAGUGGAGGUGGAUGAAAAAAUAUUCCGCUGGCAGAUGAAUGAGGAUGAAAUGGCAAAUGAUAAACUCUCAGAUGGAAUCCGAAAAUUUGCUGCAGAUGCCAUCAAGCUAGAGAAUGUUUUGCGUCAGAAGCUGGCUUAGUGAUGCAAACAAGAAAAACAAAAUUAACGUUCAGUGGCUUGGUUUAUUUUUUUAUUGCUGUUCCUAAAAAGAGAGUUAAAAAUGAAUUACACGGUUUCUUCUCACCUCUGUGCUAGUCUUUAAGUAAAUGUGCUUUUGAUCACGUUUUUAAGAUUUGUCAGCUUAGGCUGGAGAUUUCUGAGACUGUGUAAAUGAGAGUUGGAAGGGUAUUUUUUCAGGUUAAAGAUGUAGAUACAUUGUGCUAAAAGCUAUUAUUUACAACAAUUUUAUUCUUAUAAACUAUUUGCAUUUAUUAAUGGCUUGCUUAAUUUUUUCUUCAAUACAGAAUGGUUGAUUUAUUUAAUGAAUUAAAGGAUCUAACAGAUGGUG